Messenger RNA from Acaulospora morrowiae, 1245 nucleotides. The record is from the annotation of a GenBank genome assembly. NCBI's taxonomy places the organism in Eukaryota, Fungi, Glomeromycota, Glomeromycetes, Diversisporales, Acaulosporaceae.
AUGCCAGCGAUUCCAAAAAUUCCAGAAACUUUGGAAGAAUAUCAAAUAAUCAUUAAAUAUCUUCAGUCAAAAACUAUACCAAAUGAUAUUCAACAAGACCCCACAAAAAAAUCCAAUUUUAUUCGUCAUUGCAAAAAAUUUGAAGUUGAUGAAAAUAAUUUUCUUUAUGUCAAGCCGAUUAUGAAAGAUGGUAUAAUAUUGGAAAAAUGUCAUGUAAUCCCUAAAUAUGAUGAAGAGAUAUGUACUUUAAUUUUGAAAUAUUUUUAUAAUCAAGCAAAUUAUCGGGAGUAUCACAAGACUUUCUCUGCAAUUUCAGAAAAACAUAUUGGAAUUACACAAGAGAAAGUAAGAAAAUAUGUAAAUCAAUGCACUACUUGUACCAUAACUACUUCUAUCAAAGAAAAAACCGAUAUGAAGAAUGUGAUAUCAAUAGUAUCAUGGCAGCAAAUUCAAAUUGAUCUAAUCGAUUUCCGAGAUUUUGCUAAAGUCAAUAAUGAUUUUGCAUGGCUACUUACAUGUAUUUGUGUGUUUUCUAAAUUUCUGAUUGCAGUUCCUAUAAAGAAUAAAGAAGCAAGCACAGUCGCGACACAUCUUCUAAAAGAUGUUUUCAAAGUUCUUGGACCCCCCAUGAUUAACAAAGUGAUAAUGUCACAAGAUCAAAUUGAGCAACUUAACCAGACAGUGGGCUGUGGUUUUACUAAGUUGUUGUGGAAUCAAAGUAACCAGUUACAGAGAAAAGACUGGAUUAAUGUAAUUGACACGUUUGUUAUGUCGUAUAAUUCAACUGUCCUCAAAGCACAUGGCUGCACCCCACACAAAGCAAUUUUCAAAUGGAAAAUGUAUUGUGUAUAUGAUACAUCCGAUUUCUCCAGAACUAUCGCUGCUUCUGAAACUUCCACCUUUGAAACCAUCACCACCACCUCUAAGACCACUGUUUUUGAAACCACCACCUCCGAAACUAUAACAGACGAAGCUGCUAUGGAACAAUGCAUUUCACAUAUACUUAAAAUUCACCAAUCCAUAAAUGCUUCACUUGAAAAGUAUCGUGAAAAGUUAGGCCUUGCUAUUGCGCCCGAUCAUAAUAUGAAUCAACAAACUCGCAAGAGAAAGUUGCAGCCAACCUUUUCAGAACAAGGUGUUUUUAAGUCCCUCAAGUCCAAUAAUUACACUGCAAUUGUUAAAGUAAAUGGCAAAGAUAUUCAAAUUCCUGUCAAACGGGUCCGGGCUAUAAAGAAAAAAUUGUAA